AUGUCAAAAAACCCCUUUGCGCAAAUCGAUCCCAAGCUCACAGACGAGCCAGAGUCUUACGUGCCCGAUGACCAAGUCCAGGACAACUCCUCCUACGUGACGCGCGCAAAGGAGCCGGUGCCGGUGCAGGGAGACGAUGCUGCUGUCGAGGACCCUGUCAGCGAGUCCAAGGCCAACAGUCGCGCGCAGUUGGAGCGGGAUGAAAACGAGGCUAUUGAUGAAUCUAACAUGGUCAAAGGUAGGACUCGAGGAGCCAAGCCAAGAACGGGCAGCUACAAGGAAUGA
This is a messenger RNA of Beauveria bassiana ARSEF 2860, 285 nucleotides long. RefSeq lists its product as uncharacterized. Bases 1 to 285 code for a protein of 94 amino acids. Lineage: Eukaryota; Fungi; Ascomycota; Sordariomycetes; Hypocreales; Cordycipitaceae. The transcript is spliced from 2 exons. The record is from RefSeq and is a predicted model, not a curated record.